This is a messenger RNA of Mangifera indica (mango), 3145 nucleotides long. Its product is annotated as putative pentatricopeptide repeat-containing protein At1g69350, mitochondrial. Bases 219 to 2483 code for a protein of 754 amino acids. Gene Ontology annotation, molecular function: RNA binding; protein binding. The transcript has a single exon. The record is from RefSeq and is a predicted model, not a curated record. Gene Ontology annotation, biological process: RNA modification. Lineage: Eukaryota; Viridiplantae; Streptophyta; Magnoliopsida; Sapindales; Anacardiaceae.
GCACAACAAUAUUUAGGAACAAGGACCUGAAUUUUAUAAAUCGGUAUCGCCAAUUGGAAGCCUGUAGUGGAAAGCCAGUUUCAAGAUACGAUCAUGAAUAAUAUCAUUCUUAAAUCUUCAAAGCUUUGUCUUCUUUAUUCAUUGCUCUGAACUUGACCUCAGUUUUUGAACAGAAACCGCCUCAGAAUGCUGGCUUUUGCUGCUGACAAACAGAAAUCAUGACCCUUUACAUGCCCUUGUUCAGAUCAUGCACUACUUUAAGAACUCUAACUCAACUCCAUGCCCACCUUUUGGUUACUGGCCGUCACAAUGACCCACCCGCCUCCACUAGGCUCAUUGAGUCCUAUGCCCAAAUGGGUACACUCCAAUCGUCGAGGCUUGUCUUUGAAACCUUCACAAAACCUGAUUCUUUUAUGUGGGCCGUCGUCAUCAAGUGUUAUGUGUGGAACAAUCUCUUUGAAGAAGCCAUUUCACUCUACCAUAAAAUGAUAUGCAAGCACGGCCCUAUUAGUAACUUCAUAUAUCCAUCGGUUUUGAGAGCUUGUUCUGGUUCUGAUGAUCUGGGUAUUGGUGGAAAAGUUCAUGGAAGGAUAAUCAAGUGUGGAUUUGAUAAUGAUGAUGUUAUUGAGACUUCACUUGUUUGUAUGUAUGGUGAAAUAGGCUGUUUAGACGAUGCUAGGGAAGUGUUUGACAAAAUGUCGGUUAGAGAUGUGGUUUCCUGGAGUUCCAUCAUUACAUGUUGUGUUAACAAUGGAAAGGUUGAUGAAGGGCUCGAUAUACUUCGACUGAUGAUUGUUGAAGGUGUUCAACCGGAUUGUGUGACGAUGCUUAGUGUGGCUGAGGCUUGUGGCCAAUUGUGUGUUCUGAGACUAGCGAGGUCUGUUCAUGGUCACAUAUUACGGAGGAAGAUUAAGAUUGAUGGACCAUUGGGCAAUUCUCUCAUUGUAAUGUAUAGUAAAUGUAAUGAUUUGUCAAGUGCCGAGACUGUUUUUUUCACGGUUGACAAAAGUUGUACUACUUCAUGGACAGCAAUGAUUUCUUGCUACAACAGAAGUGGUUGUUUUUGGAAAGCUUUGGAUGUUUUUCUCAGGAUGCUCGAGGUUAGAGCGGAACCCAAUUCAGUAACCUUGUUGACUAUAAUAGGUUCAUGUGCCGGGUUAGCCUGGCUUAGAGAAGGGAAGUCAGUUCAUUGUCAUAUUAUUCGAAAAGCUAUGGAAUCCGAGUCUGAUUAUUUGGGGCCAACAUUAAUCCAAUUUUAUGCUGCAUGUGUUGAAUUGAGCAAAUGUGAAAAGGUUCUUCAUUCACUUGGGGAAGACAAUAUCAUAUCAUGGAAUAUGCUCAUAUCAGAAUAUGCUCAGAAAGGAUUGGUGAAUGAAGCAUUAGCAGUCUUUGUACAGAUGCAGGCACAGGGUCUGAUGCCAGACUCAUUUAGUUUGGCAAGUUCUCUGUCAGCUUGUGGAAAUGUGGGUUUUUUGCGCCUUGGGCUUCAGAUACAUGGUUAUGUCAUCAAAAGAGACUUUUCAGAUGAAUUUGUCCAGAAUUCACUAAUUGAUAUGUACUCGAAAUGUGGUCUUGUGAAUUUAGCAUGGACAGUAUUUGAUGGGAUCCAACAGAAAAGCGUUGUAAACUGGAAUUCUAUGAUUUCUGGAUUCUCCCAAAAUGGAUUUUCAGUUGAAGCAAUCAGUCUUUUUCAUCAAAUGUAUUUGAACAGUCUUCAGAUGGAUGAAGUGACCUUCUUAGGUGUUCUUCAAGCUUGCUCCAAUUUGGGUCAUCUUAAAAAGGGAAAAUGGGUUCACAGCAAGCUCAUCUGCUAUGGCAUAAUGAAGGAUAUUUAUAUAGAUACAGCAUUAACUGACAUGUAUGCAAAGUGUGGAGACCUUCAAACGGCUCAAAGAGUCUUCAAUAGCAUGUCAGAAAGGAAUGUGGUAUCCUGGAGUGCCAUGAUUGCAGGUUAUGGAAUGCAUGGUCAGCUACAGACUGCCAUCUCACUCUUCAAGCAAAUGCUAGAAUCAGGAAUAAAACCCAAUGAAUUUACCUUCACAAACAUUUUAUGGGCUUGCAGUCAUUCAGGUUCUGUGGAAGAAGGGAAGUUUUAUUUUAACGCGAUGAAGGAUUUUGGAGUUGAGCCAGAUUCAGAACACUAUGCUUGCAUGGUUGACCUUCUAAGCCGCAAUGGUCAUGUCAAUGAAGCAUAUCGAAUGAUCCACACAAUGCCAUUUCCUGCUGAUGCUAGCAUUUGGAGUAUUCUUCUUAAUGGGUGCAGAAUACAUAAAAGAACAGAUAUGAUCAAAAUCAUUGAAAAAGACCUUUCAGAUAUUAGUACAAGUGAUGCUGGGCACUAUACUUUAUUAUCUAAUAUAUACGCGGAAGAAGGAAACUGGAAUAAAUUUGGGCAUGUGAGGUCAGUAAUGGAUGGUUUUGAUGUACAGAAGGUCCCUGGAUACAGUAGAAUUGAGCUUGAUACUGAGAAUUCAUUGGUUUAGAGCUGGUGACAUAUUUGGAAGACUGAAGAAAUAUGCAGAAUUUUGGAAAAUUUUCAAAUCGGCACAUGAAAAAAUUAAUACAGCUGGAAGCUGGCAAUUGUUUUUGAAAUGAACAAUACCAGUAACAUCUCCCAUUUUCUUCUGAUUGAUGAUUCUUUCCCCGAAGUUGUUCAAUUCAAACUUAUAGGUGCCGCAUUUGUCUCAGAAAAUGUUGACUGGGUUUCGUCAUUUUAUUUAUGGAACUUGAAUCUUGUCAAGGUUAUAGAAGUUCACCUGGUUACUCCCAAAUCUCCAUCAAAGAAACAAUGACAGAAGACAGAUUAUGUCGGUCUUAUUCUGAUGUACUUUCUACUAUGGUAUUUACGCAGAUUUACAAGUAAAUAUCUCAGAAGAUAUUUACGCAGGGAUGAGUAAAUAUCUUCUGAGAUUUACAAGUAAAAAUUACGUGCAAGAAUAGAGUACCUGGACUUGUAGCAUUUCGCUGCUGCUGCUGCAGCUGCAAAGAGUUUCUUAUUCCUAUUUAAAUGACAGCUUUCACAGAUGUACCCAAGUAUAAUGCUUUGUGUCACUACUGAAAGAAAAUCAGUGGACUCUAUUCAAGAGCACACUUAAAACUUUGGUUGAUUAGUUUGGUUUAACAUGAUUAUCUCAGUUCCAUGGUU